Molecule: messenger RNA, 2898 nt
Organism: Corythoichthys intestinalis (scribbled pipefish)
Lineage: Eukaryota; Metazoa; Chordata; Actinopteri; Syngnathiformes; Syngnathidae
Product: cholecystokinin-like
Exons: 8
Coding region: 737-1138 (133 amino acids)
Biological process (GO): digestion
Cellular component (GO): extracellular region; axon
Molecular function (GO): neuropeptide hormone activity
Source: RefSeq, a predicted model, not a curated record
CGUCACUCCUUUGUUGAUGUGAAAAAGUUGCAAAUCACACUUGGAAUGUCUUGUCAGGCCACAAUGGUAUUGUGACAAAUCACUGCUUCGUUGGCAGCGCGCCUAACGAUUUCUCUGAGGAGAUUACAUAGUCAGCUGCUAAUGGCGAAUCAUAAUACAUCAUGGAAGCUGUCAGGUGGUAAAAGACAAAUGGAAGUAAAACAAUCACGUGGAACAACUUGUGGAUUUCUUGGAGCCCAACUGAAGAGAGUGUCAGAGUAGGUUGAAUUAAACAGUUUUGGCAAAUUACACAUUGCAGCGGUUUGCCCAACAAGUCAUCGGUGAAACAGCUUUUGUUGAGUUUGCUAUGAUGGUGCCAUGCUGCCUAGAGCGCAAAAAACAGAUGUUCAUAGAGCUGCAGCAGCACACACUCACAUCCUGAUGAAGAUAAACAAUGGUGUCCACCCCAAUUUACCUUCUCUGCCACCUUUCUGAUGCCAAAUACGGUGAUGGUUCUCGAAUGCAAUGAGUGUAAUCAAAGCACAGGUGCCAUGGCGGAGCUACAUCACACCUGCUAUGAGGACAUAAUACAAUCUCUGAAACACCUGUGGGAAAAUGCGUUAUGGUCCGAUGAAACCAAGAACAAAGUUUCAAAGAAUGAGUGCAACUCUGGAUAAGAAUGUCCUGAUAUUGCACUAGCCAACUGAAGUGGAAAGAAGAGGGACUUUCAAACCUUCAAUCAGGAAAACAAACAGGCAUGAAUGUAGUUAUCUACGUGGUGGUAUUUCUGGCUGCUGUGUCCAAGGUCUCCCUGAGUCUGCCCUCACAGACCCUUAUGAUUCACGACAGAUCUGAUGGCAAGGCCGUGGUGUCGGACAGCCCGUCAUACAACCGCACGCGCCAGGCCCGCUCUGCUGGCUCGCCUCUAUCGGGACAGCAGGCCAGCUACGAGCAACCUCGGGAGGAUGCGGAGGCUUUCAACACCUUAAGCCAGCUACUGGUUAAACUCAUCACCAGGAAAGGCAUGCCUUACCAAAGCAGAAGCUCCAUCGCGAGCAGAGCCAGCGGCCUGACGCCUGAGCACAGGAUAAAGGACCGAGAUUACGAGGGCUGGAUGGACUUUGGGAGACGCAGUGCAGAAGCCUUGGAGUUCUCCUAAAGGCACGGCUUUCUUCCUUCCAUUGCAGAGCUACAGCAUUCACCAUUGCCAAAAAGCACGCCCUCAAUCCAUGUUCUACUCCCAGUGCUAUUUCCACAAAUCAAAUGUGACAUUAUAAACCCAAAAUGAUGCAGUCUUGCAUAGGCCUGAAUAUAUGUUGGUGAUUGACUGAAGAUGACACAAAAAAGUGGCAAAAGACGAAAGAAUUUGUCCUCAAAAAAUGUUUUUUUUAAUUGCGUUUUUCAAUGUUUUUUUUUAUUUUAUUAUUUUUUUUUUUUUUAUUGAAAGCAUCAUCGAGAGCAAUUUAAGCAAAGAUCAUCUUUAACAUUGUAUAUGGCGAUGGCGGAAAACACUCAGGUGAGUUGAAGUUCCGCUCUGAGACCCCUAGUUUGGCCAGAUUUGAAAAUUGUCCUACAUGCAUGUGUGAUGCAUCAUUGGAAAGCUUAAAAUCUCGAUUUUCUGGGGGUAGAAAAUUUUUGAACAGCAGGGCAUUUAAAAAACAACAACAACAACAAACCCUAUCUGGAGGUGAGAGCACGCGAGAGCAGAAUUAAAGACGGCAUGACUUUAACGAGAUAUUAUCGCGUAAUUACCUUGUUUCGAUCCAAAAACUCCAUGUAGCAUGUAUCACUGAGUGUCAAGACACAGCUGUGAAUGGCCACAGCUGGAUUUUUGGGGGAUUUUAUGGGUGAAACAUGAUAAUAUAACAAGGGGUCGCGAUGCAGAAAUUGCAGACAUCAAGGAGUGCUCGAGAUUUUCUUUUUCAUAUAUUUACCCUUUUAAACUUUUUUUUUUUUUUUUUCUUUGUUUGGAUCAAUUACUUAUCAUCGAACAUAUCGGAGAAAAUACGACAGUAACAAAAAAAUACAAUCAAACGAUAGUUAUGUGGUAGAUAUCCGUGACUUUUUUUACAGACACCACUUUUUUCGUUGUGACGUAAUUUGUUUAAAAGUUUAAAAUAUGCGAGUGAAUAAUUUUUUAACAUCGUUUUUUUUUUUAAUGGAAUAUUAGACAUUAAUUAAUGAUUCCAAGCUAAAAAUGACAGACAUUUUGAAUAAUAAAUAUAAUUAAUUACCUUCGUAUUAUGGCUGGGUUGAAACACAGGCAGUUGCGCGACGUCUGCAAAUUUCCAGGGUAAAACGGACAAAUUAAAAAUAGUUCGGGGGCUUCAUGCACCAUAAAUCUGCUAUGGCAGCAUAUAGACAUAUUGUUCUAUCAAACACAACAGUUCUUUUGGCUUAAAAUACAGCAGUUUCUUUUAAAGAGGGGUGCAAGAACAGAAACUGCUUUUUCAGUUUUGUCUGUGUUUUCGACAAAAAAUAUCAAUCAUUUGGGCAAAAAUGAAAACAGCUUCAUGUAUACUUAACUUCUUAACGUCUUUUGCCACUGUAUAAGUGUAAUUUGCAGCUAAUAGAUAAUCUGCCAAAUAAGUAUUCAUGAUAAUUUAGACAUAACUGUAUACUGUAUAUUAGCCCAGAAAGCUAUUUAUUUAAUAAAUAAUUCUGCAUAUAUUAAAGCUAAGAUUAGAAGCACUAUUUAAAUUACAUAAAAGCAAAAACAUACAUGAUGACAGCCCCACAUCUUAUUUUCACUGCCCCUCCCAAUAUGCAGAUAUGAUGUAUAUUAAUAGAAUAAUCAUAAUAAAACAAUUUGUGUCAGAGUGGUCAUUAUUGUCUCUUGGUCCCAAUUUCCGCAAUUUUUAGACUAUAAGCUUCUACUUUUUACCCCUCAUUUUGAAUCCUGCGGCCCAUAGUCCAGUG